UUCCCGGCAACAGUCGGCGCGCGCAUGCGCUACGUGUUUGACGUGUCUUAUGUUGUCAGUUGACAGUUCAUUUCAUUCGCGUUUACAUGUUUGACGUUUAGAAAGAGUAGUUUUCUGGAUUUUUAUUUUAAUUCGAGUGUUUUAUAAUGGAAAGAAAUUCUCGCAAUCAUUCGUCGACAAUGGACCGUGACUCGAGAAUGAUUAUACGAAAAAUUCUGUUGGAUUUCCUUAUUUUGUUUUGCAUUGGAUUUAUGAUCCUCGCGUUCUACCUAUGGGGUGAUCCGUACAAGCGUGGUUUCUUCUGCGACGAUGAGUCCCUCAAGCAUCCCUACAAAGACUCCACUGUUACUAACAUCAUGCUGUAUAUCGUCGGACUUGGUGUUCCUGUGUUUACGAUGGUGUUAACGGAAUGGAUACGUCUUCGGGACUACAAGGGCGGUAGAUCCCGCAACGUCCUGGGUCGAGAGCUACCAGCUUGGCUUUGGGAGGUGUACAAAGUUGUGGGCGUGUUCCUCUUCGGUUGUGCUUGCCAGCAGCUGACAACAGAUGUCGCUAAAUACACCAUCGGCAGGUUGAGACCGCAUUUCUUUACUGUGUGCAACCCUGAUAUCGACUGUACACUGCCAGAGAACAAAUGGAGAUAUAUAGAAACCUUCACGUGUCAAGAACGGGAUCCGAAGCUGCUGAAAGAAAUGCGACUCUCCUUUCCUAGUGGGCACUCUUCCUUCUCUGCUUAUACAAUGAUUUACUUUGCGAUAUACCUACAGAAGCGUUUCACAUGGCGCGGCUCUAAGCUGCUACGACACAGCGUGCAGUUCCUCCUGCUUAUGAUGGCCUGGUACACUGUGAUGACGCGCGUCUCUGACUACAAGCACCACUGGAGCGAUGUACUCGCCGGGUUUAGUAUUGGACUCAUCUACGCCGUUGUUAUUUACGCAUUCGUAUCCGAUCUACGUAAGACAUCUAGACGUCAAACGAACGUGCAUAGCAAUGAAUUGCACGGAAACGGUAACACGCGUGCAGCCGGCUGGCCCGUCUGACUGCCGGCUGAGGAGCAGCCAGCGGAGGAUGAGCCCUGACAACCGCCCAACGUCUCGUGGAUAUCACACGAGUACGUAGAAAUACAAGACAGAUAAGUUGGACUAUAAAUAAUAUGUGUGUGCGAAAGUGUGUACGGCUCUGGAUAAUUUGGUCAUCCUUUAUCUUCUAGGAAUUACCGUAAAAUCGUUUAAUAGUGACUUAAGCAGACCCUUAGUGUAGAUUUCUUGUACAAAAGUAAAAUUGAGUGACUCACUAGGGGACAAAUAAGCUACAAAUUAGAGCUGGCUUAAUGUAAACACUAACUGGCGCCAGUGAGUCCCAUACUGUCAAUGUAAGGUCAGCGAUACUGGCCUACUGGCAUAAUGUAAACACGUCAUUAAUGAGUCUAUUCCAUGUAUAAAAUCCAUCUAGAAAAAACAUAAAAAUGUGGAAACAAUCUUUUAAAAUAUUAGAGGUAUCUAGGCAUAAUAAUUGAUUCGACACGAUCGAAAUAUUUCUUAGCUUUUACAGGGAAGUUUAGCAGCUUUUUAUUGUUUCCACUGCACCAAAAACAUAUUUUAUCUCUGUUUUUAUAAAUUGAAUACCAUGGAUUUCAGACAUCAAAAUCUAUGUGUAUUGUCAUCCCUGUCUUUCAUUAUUGAUAAAACAGAGAUAACAAUAUGUUUUAAACGGCAACAUGUUUUUGAACAGAUGUUUCGUUAGUAUAAACGCAACAUUUGAUCACGGCAGCUAUAUAUCACCAAUUAUAUAUGUAUGAAUGAAUGGUUGUGAAAUAUAUAAAUGUCAAAGAAUAUAUUUGAUUUUUAGAAUAUGCACUUUAUAGCAAGGAGUAUAAAAUGUUUAAAUUUUAUUUUAAAACUUACGAACGAAAAAAUAUUCUAUGACAAUUAUUAGCAAAUAAUAUAAAUAAAAAAACUGUAAAUGUAAAAAAAAACAUCACUUCCAUUAGAUUUUAGUAUCACUGCCAUCUAGCGGUAGAAAUACGAUCACAUAAAACUUAAAUUGUACAAAACUACUUAUUCAUUAAAUAGGUUUUCAUAUAUAUUGUAAAUAAUUAUUUCUCACA
Molecule: messenger RNA, 2107 nt
Organism: Papilio xuthus (Asian swallowtail)
Lineage: Eukaryota; Metazoa; Arthropoda; Insecta; Lepidoptera; Papilionidae
Product: putative phosphatidate phosphatase
Exons: 6
Coding region: 147-1040 (297 amino acids)
Biological process (GO): phospholipid dephosphorylation; phospholipid metabolic process; signal transduction
Cellular component (GO): plasma membrane
Molecular function (GO): phosphatidate phosphatase activity
Source: RefSeq, a predicted model, not a curated record